This is a messenger RNA of Hyposmocoma kahamanoa, 1532 nucleotides long. RefSeq lists its product as uncharacterized. The record is from RefSeq and is a predicted model, not a curated record. The transcript has 3 exons. The coding region runs from base 142 to 780 and encodes 212 amino acids. Lineage: Eukaryota; Metazoa; Arthropoda; Insecta; Lepidoptera; Cosmopterigidae.
UGGCAAAUGACAUACAACAUGUUGUGUGCACUAAAACCCGCGGCUUGUCUGCACGAGUGGUGAAUCUGUGCACUACACUUCGCUAUAUAAGGCCGUGUAAGCAAACAACAACGAAUUUACCGAGUGAAUGGUAAGAGCAGAAUGUUUUCGUGGUGCUGGAUAUUUGAAAUUGUUUUUCUUGUGCUACGAGUAAGGUACGCGCUAGCGUUUGAUGUACAUCGUGUAUCUUGUGAAGAAUUUGAACAAGGAGCCCGUUUUGAUCCCUACGUAGCUAUCGAUUCUAUGUGGAAGGUUUUCUACUUCUGGUCAAACAAUUCAGAAGUAUAUCCCAUAAUUUUCUCUCUCCCCGCAAAACAGAGGAUUGAAAGAUUCAAGGUAGUAAUAGAAGCACUGGAUCCAGAAUUGGCAGCCACUAUUGAGUGGCACCGAGCUACUCUUAUCAUGGAGCCUCGGCCCGGGGUCAUGGCCAUUUUUAUGUAUCAAGGAAGUCCUGGUGCUUUCAGAGUACUUAUCAAAACCGAACAAAGGAAAACAGUAAGACCUCAUCCGGUGCCGUUGCUAAGUUUUGCUGACGUGAGGAUUAAGAUGGUAGACAGGUUGAUUGGCAUGAUGGUCUGUGAAGACUUAUCGGCGUACGCGCUGGCGAGAGUGGACGAGAUGCCGCAGACCGAAGAAGAGUGUGAGGAGGCUGCUGCACUCCUCGGCCUCCCUUUAGAGUACGGACGCUCGCACCUCUUCCUGGCUAAUUAUACCAAGCAUAAUAUGGACAAAGAACUUUAGGAAUAAUCUCAAGCCAUAGAUUGAAGAAUGCGCUGUGAUAUUAUUAUUAAUAAACAAUAAAAACUUCUUUUAUUAAUAUUGAAAUCGACACGAUAAGGAGAAGAAUAUUAAAAUGUCGAAGACAGAUUCAUUCGUACGUAAGCCUAGUAAUAUUUUAUGGACCGAGUAUGUGGUAGUAAAUCGACGCGUUAUGUGGUCACGUAUAGGCACAGGUUCCAUUUCCUCCCCGAAGACCUCCCGUGGUAGCCGCCUGAUGUUUAUUAUACUUUAGUGAAUAAUGCGCGAGGCGGGACUUUGCACCUCCCUGAAUACAAAUAAAUCAGCGAAUCACCUCGCGAUGACUUCUUUAUAUAAAUGCCCCAUUUAUAUUCUGAAGCCUUGAAUGUAGAGAUAAAUCUCUUUCAUUCCUAAAUAUUCACCUUUUAAGAGCCAGCUGCGUAUUCUCCCUCAAACCUACCUGGUAACUUACAAACGUGCGGACGCAUUGUUUGUUUACAUGAAUAUACGUAUAUGUUUAGGUACUUUCAGAUUGUCCUGAUUCAAACCACUGAUUCGUAGCUUGAACAAACAAAACUUCCACCAACCAAAAAAAUAUAGUUCAGUAACUGGAGUUACGGUAACAAAAGGAUCAGCCAUUUGUUUAUCCAAUACGGUUUCCCAAAACUUUGUAAUAAAGUGGUUGUUAUAAUUUCGAAAUCCGUUAAUAGAAAAUAAACUUUUCACGUUCGUUGCAACAACUUUUUCUUAGAAAC